UGUAGCACAGGAAAUUUUUUCUGAAAUUGUUAUUCGGUGGAAUAAGUUCUAUUUGUAAAAUAAAAUUUUGGUUUUCUCCGGAAGUACAUAUUGUGUUACGUAGUGCUCUUCUGGCAUAUACAAGUACAUGAGAGGUUACCAAAUAUGGUGCAGCGGCUGGUAUACAGACGACGAUUGUCGUACAACACGAAAAGUAACAGAAGACGUGUUGUCCGCACUCCUGGUGGUAAAUUGGUUUAUCAAUACUUGAAGAAGCCAAAGAAGAUACCCAGAUGUGGGCAAUGUAAGGACAAGUUGAGGGGUAUUCAGCCAGCAAGACCAAUGGAAAGAUCACGCAUGUGUAGACGAAAGAAGACUGUAAAAAGGGCAUAUGGUGGUGUACUCUGUCAUAAAUGCGUGAAAGAAAGGAUUGUUCGUGCAUUCUUGAUUGAAGAACAAAAGAUUGUGGUGAAGGUGUUGAAAGCACAGCAAGCAUCUGUGAAGUCAAAGAAGGGAGACAAAUGAUGUAACAUUUUUGAAAAAACAAUAAUACUUGCUUAAAAUAAAAUUUGUGUUGGUCUGCUU
Molecule: messenger RNA, 564 nt
Organism: Zootermopsis nevadensis
Lineage: Eukaryota; Metazoa; Arthropoda; Insecta; Blattodea; Termopsidae
Product: large ribosomal subunit protein eL34
Biological process (GO): translation
Cellular component (GO): ribosome
Molecular function (GO): structural constituent of ribosome
Source: RefSeq, a predicted model, not a curated record